AAGAGCCGUUUUGUGUUCUUAUCUAAUAAGAAGACAUGGGUUUUUCCUUUUUCUAUGUUUUCCAAUCUGGGUUUGUUGAGAAUUGGAGCUUGAUUUGUUAUCUAUCUGUUCUGGGUUUUGAUUGAUUUGCAUUUCGAAGCUUUCUUCAUUUCAAAGGCUCAAUCAUUGCAGAUUUUUCGGUAUUCGGAUUUCCCGAAAAGGAAAAAACGGGUCAUCUAGUGCAGUUGGUUUUGCUUGAAAUUAUUCGCGAUUUAGUACCAGAUCAGAUCUUGGGUAUUUUUGUUCCAUUUGCUUCUUUUUGAGUGAAUGGCCACAUCAGUGACCCAAGACGUAAUUGAGCCAGAUGAACGUAAACUAAGAACAAGUUCUGUUGGAAAAUCAAGUUCUCCAAACACUGGACAAAGUAAGUUUCUUGAUUACCUAAGGGCUUCUAGGGGAAAAGAGAUGCCUCCAAACAAUGGACAAAAUAUCUCCCCACGUCAUACCAGAGCUUCUACUGGUUCUCUCCGUGAAAUGGUUAAUACAGCAAGGCACUCUACUGGAAAAGCAAGUUCUCCGAAAAGUGGAGAAAGUCUUGAUCCCCAUUAUCUCAGAGCUUCUUCUGGUUCUUGCCAUGAUUUCUGCAAGUACGGAAGGAAACAUGAAGUUGAACUGAAGGCGAGGCGUCUUUUUCCCAAAAGAGCCAUAAAACUGCCAUCUGAGAGGGAGAAUCCCACCAUUGUAGUUGUUUCAGCUGAGAGAAAGAUGACAGCGGUGGUCAAGGUCAAGCCCAAGCCUUCACCAGUUUCCAAAGCACUUUCCGCUGAUUCCCCCAGUGUCAUCAAGCAGGAAGUUUCAUCGCUAUCAAACAAAGUCAAAAUGUCUUCGAAACAAGCUUCAUCAAAUGAGAAGGAAAUAGCAAAAGAUGGGAAGAAAAUUGUUUCUGCAAAAAAGGCUCCCGUGAAACCUAAAGCCACAAUGUCCAAGCCAUCAACUUCCCCUGGUACUUCAGGUGGUUUGAAUAGUAGAAAAGACAGUGAAAUCAAGGGAGCCAAAAAGACAGGGACCUCUAUAGCAGCUUUGAAGAAAGUAGUUGCUACCCCCAAGGCUUCACUUUUCCCUAAACCUUCUUACAAUGGAGCUGUGAUCUUAAAUGUCAAAAAACACAAAAGCCCGAAAUCUUCGUCUCCUCUGAAGGACCAGAACAGGGUUAGGAAAACUGAACCCAAUCAAUCAAACAAUGAGAAGGUCUCAGAGAAAACCUUACAUGUUAUAAAGGUUGAAACUGAGAAUGAAGUUCUUGAAUGUGCUCAAAAUGGUAGUACCCUUCAUUCUCCUCUAUCUCCAGAAUUGUCAUUGGCCAAGUCUUCCUCACUCCCGAAAUCUCCAGCUUUGUCAUCUCACGAGGAAGAAGAUCAAGAGGAGUCAGAAUAUACUGAUAGUAAAGUGGAUGAAACAGAUGAAUCCAUCUCAGAGAGCACUGAAACAGUUAACUUGAACAAAGUAGAAACUCCAGAAGGAAAUGGCAAGAGGACACCAGGAAAGGGUAGAAAAGUGGGUAUUUCUGGCGAUAAAGAUUCUUCAGCUGCGAAACAGAAGUUCAGGAGGGGGAAGGUGGUUGAGGUUAAAUCUGAGAAUGAUGGUCCGAGGAGGCUCAGAUUCAGGCGGGGAAGAGUCUUGGGGCAAAACCCGGAUACCAAAUCAGAUGUCGUAAAAAGAAGCUUUGCAAAGAAAGAAGUUGAAGGUGAUACAAAUGGUACCCUCCCCGGUUUAAAAGGGAAUAACAAGAGGACGCCGGGAAAGGGUAAAGUGGGUAUUUCUGUUGAUUGUGAACCGUCCAAACUGAAGUUCAGGAGGGGAAUGGUGGUUGACCCUCAGUCAGAGAAUGGCACUCCUAGGAGGCUCAGAUUCAGGAGGGGAUUAGUCUUGGGGAGAAGCCAAGAUAGCAAAUCCGAUGUUGGGAAAACAGGCUCUAAAAGGAGAGGAACUGAGAGUGAUGCAAAUGGUACUGAACCUGGUUCUGAAAAGGUUGUUUUGAGGCAUCAAGAUGUGCAGGGAAAGAAAGAUGCUCAGGGGUUGUUUAAUAAUGUGAUUGAGGAGACGGCGAGUAAGCUUGUUGAAAGCAGGAAGAGUAAGGUUAAGGCCUUGGUGGGUGCUUUUGAAACAGUGAUCUCCCUACAAGAGAGUAAACCUUCAACGCAAACUGUCCCUUGAGUUGAGUGGAGAAUAUGGUGUCCUUCCUUUCCCGCGUCUUUGGUUUUCCAAAGAUAUUGUAGGGGGAAAACCUAAGCUUGUGAAUUUUCCAAAAGAUUACACAGUAGUAUUUUUUUUUUUUGAGGUUAGAAAGCUCGGAUUACUGAGUUGAUUUCGGAUUCUUUCACCUGUACUGUUCUUGACAUGCUUCUUUCCGUUCUUGGAGGGUAUGUUGCAUCUUGCGUUUUUUUCUUUUCUUUUUCUGGGGGAAUUUUGUACAAGUUUGUUGGAUUUGUACUGUGAUGGGAAUUGGAAACUAUUAUGUUCUGGAGUUCAUCUGGUUCAGGUAGGGGAAGAGAAAGAGCAACACAAUUUGUAUGGUUGAUUUGUGUUGUCUUCCUUUUAAUGAACUAUGAAAUGUGACUGUUUUGGGGGUUGUUUGGCA
Rhododendron vialii is the source of this 2617-nucleotide messenger RNA. RefSeq lists its product as uncharacterized. The coding region runs from base 307 to 2193 and encodes 628 amino acids. Lineage: Eukaryota; Viridiplantae; Streptophyta; Magnoliopsida; Ericales; Ericaceae. The transcript is spliced from 3 exons. Gene Ontology annotation, molecular function: calmodulin binding. The record is from RefSeq and is a predicted model, not a curated record.